This is a messenger RNA of Apodemus sylvaticus (European woodmouse), 1158 nucleotides long. RefSeq names its product serine/threonine kinase 19 (gene Whr1). The record is from RefSeq and is a predicted model, not a curated record. The coding region runs from base 106 to 870 and encodes 254 amino acids. The transcript is spliced from 7 exons. Gene Ontology annotation, molecular function: protein serine/threonine kinase activity. Lineage: Eukaryota; Metazoa; Chordata; Mammalia; Rodentia; Muridae. Gene Ontology annotation, biological process: positive regulation of Ras protein signal transduction; protein phosphorylation.
GGCUGUUCGUCAUCAAACCUAGACGGCCAGCCAGAGGCCCCGUCGUCAUGAUUCUGCGCCGGAAGACGCUGUCUUUUCAGGAGUCCUUUCCCUGAAGUCCCGGCUAUGAAUCGCAAGAGACGGCUCCUGGCAUCUGAGGCUUUUGGAGUGAAGCGGCGGCAGGCGCCGGAGCCCGUGAGAGCGGAUCCUCUAAGGGCGAGAGCAGGCUCGGCGCGCGAGGCCAUCGAGGAGCUCGUGAAGCUGUUCCCCCGGGGGCUGUUCGAGGACGCGCUGCCGCCCAUCGCGCUGAGGAGCCAAGUGUACAGUCUCGUGCCAGACCGGACGGUGGCCGACCUACAACUGAAGGAGCUUCAAGAGCGGGGAGAGAUCAGAAUCAUCCAGCUAGGCUUUGACUUGGAUGCCCAUGGAAUUGUCUUCACGGAAGACUACAGGACUCGGGUCCUCAAGGCCUGCGAUGGCCGACCGUGUGCUGGGGUGGUGCAGAAGUUCCUGGCCUCAGUGCUCCCAGCCUGUGGGGACCUUAGCUUCCAGCAGGACCAGAUGACACAGACUUACGGCUUCAGGGACCCGGAGAUCACGCACCUGGUGAAUGCUGGGGUCCUCACUGUCCGCGAUGCUGGAAGCUGGUGGCUGGCUGUGCCUGGAGCUGGGAGAUUCGUUAAGAGCUUUGUUAAAGGGCGCCAGGCUGUGCUGAGCAUGGUGCGGAAGGCCAAGUACCGGGAACUUGCCCUGUCAGAGCUCCUGGGUCGCAGGGCCCCCUCGGCAGUGCGGCUGGGUCUUGCCUACCAUGUGCACGACCUCAUUGGAGCCCAGCUGGUGGACUGUGUCCCCACCACUUCUGGAACCCUCCUUCGCCUGCCAGAUACGUGAGGAGCCAACUCUUGGAUUCUGCAACUCAGACUGGGGUUCCUGGAAGGGCCGCCCAGGGUGGCCGCACAAGUCACCACAGUGGGCGCGGCUCUGCUGCUGCUGCUGCUGCUGCUGCGCUCCCACCUGAGCUGGGCUGUGGCGCUGCAGCUCUUGCUUCUGUGGUGUGGGGCCAGGAGCCGGGCCAGGGGAUGAGAAGGUGGGAUGGGUUGCCGGAGACGCUGGAGCAGGGAGCAGAAAACUCCACCCUUCGUGUCAGGUUGAAAUUGCCAAAUAAAAUAUUUGAGCCUG